Prinia subflava (tawny-flanked prinia) is the source of this 7261-nucleotide messenger RNA. RefSeq lists its product as uncharacterized. The record is from RefSeq and is a predicted model, not a curated record. NCBI's taxonomy places the organism in Eukaryota, Metazoa, Chordata, Aves, Passeriformes, Cisticolidae. The transcript is spliced from 2 exons. The coding region runs from base 4506 to 5438 and encodes 310 amino acids.
AUGAUUCCAGAAUUCCCUGCCCGUGCGUGGAAGUUAAUUACCAAACGUUCCGCUGCUCGAGUGCUCCCCUGAUCCCAGAUAUCCCCAGCCCCAUGCCGGGGGUAAUUCCAGCCUGGAAUUCCAAAGUGUGGCAGCUCCUUUGGGACCAUCCGCACAAAACACCCCUGAUGUGUUCCUGUUCCCUCGGGGAGUUGGAAAACUUCCAACCAUACCAGGCCUGAAUUCCCUGAAUCUCCAGCACCCAUCCCCAAACCCCCCGGGAAUGCCCUGGAUUGAUUUUCCUCCCCAAUAAGAGCGAUUUUCCAGACAGCGCCAGGUUUUAUCCACUCCCAAGGGAGCGUUUUCCACCCCCAAUCCCGGAUUUUGCCGGAGCAGUUGGAAAAGGAGGGAGGCAGUGCAUGGAGAGGGGGAUGAGAAGCAGGAUCCAGGUCAAGGCGCUUCCAUAAAAUUUUUUUUGGGAGCCGUUGGCAGCUGGAUUUGUUGGUUUAACCCCUGCGGACGGGGCCUGCCGUGGGUUCUGCCCAUUCCCAGGAACACGGAUCCAACGGGAGCACUGAUCCUGUGGGAUGCUCCCUAAAAAGCACCACUGUGGCCUCCUGGCUCCCAAAUCCAUCAGUUUUCCGAUGGGAAGCUGGAGAUUUCCCAGGAUUUGAGUGACGUACCUCAUUUCAGCCUUGCCUUGAGGCCUGACCCCUUUAGAAUCACCAGGAUGGUGAUUCCCAGUGCUGGAAUUUCCCCCUGGAAAAUGCACAGAGAAGGUGGUGACGGAUUUCAAGGUAGACCAAUAACCUGAAAUUCCUGAAAUCAGCUUUUUCCAUGGAUAACCUUGUGUUGUGGGACAGCCGCGGUUGGGAUUCAUCCCAGAACAGCCCAAACCCCGGGAUUGAGGGAUGAUUUGCGGGAAUCUGCAGGAGACUCCCAAGAAAUGAGCCGGGAAACUGCUCCGGGUUUGUCUCCAUCCCGAAUCCGCUUCCAGAGGAAAGUGAGUUUAGUUUGUUUUUCCCGUUCCCAUCCCAGCCUUCCCAAAGAAUCCCUGAAAUGUGCCGGGUAUUUUUAUCCCUUAUUUUAAAAAAGAGAGGAAAAGGCUCUGGAUGCAUCCAGGGUUUUAUUCCAGCUGGAGCAGCCGCUGAGGUUGGAUUGGGCCUGGAUCUUCCCUCGAGGCUGGGACCUUUUCCAUGAUACUUCACCUUCCCAGGCUUUCCCAGAAUCACGGAAUUGUCCAGGGAAGGGACCUGAAAGCUCCUCCCAUUCCAUGGGAUCCAUGAUCCUUCAUCUUCAAGCCACCUCAGGCCAUGGAAUUCUGGCUUUUGGGAAAGGUUUGGUGGAUAUUUGGGAUAUUGGGCUGAAGCAUGGAAAUCAUGGAAUGGUUUGGGAUGGAAUGGACCUCAAAGCCCAUCCCGAACCUUCCCCUAUCCCAGGUUGCUCCAAGCCUCAUCCUUGGGCACUUCCAGGGAUGGGGAAUCCAAACCUCCCUGGAAAACAGGAUUUUAAAGGUUGGAUUUGGAGAUCUUUCCCAAAUUUCAGGAUUCCCUGAGUGCUUUGCUUUGGCAUUUGGGAUGAUUCCAGGGAGACUUGGCUGCUCCAUUCCUGUCAGCAUUCCCUGUCCCCUGGGUUGAACAUCAGGAAUUUCCAUGCUUGGUGACCUUUUCCAUGAAGGAAUUUUUCCCAAUAUCAAAUCCUGACAUCCAAUCCAAACCUCUCCCUUUGCUUUCCCUUUUUUUUUGGUCUUUCCCCACUUUUCCCUCCACCCUCUCCCCCUUUUCCCUUUGUGGUUUGUAUCCAGGCCCCAUCCAAGUCCAGCAUCCCAGGAAAGGAUGGGAAUUACAGCCUCACAAAUUAAGGAAAUACUAGCUCUCCCAAAUCCAGCCUGUUUUUCCCUCUUUUUCCUUCUUCCCAGAACUCACGGGAAUGAAUCCAUCCAUUCUCCCACUUCAGUGUUGGGAUCUCCCAGAGGUUUUCCCUGGAAACAGCCUAAUCCCAUGUUUAUGAAAAUCAUGGAGCCAGGGCGCUUUGACUGGAUGGAAUUCCUGGGGCCAGUGAAGGAGGGAGAAGCCUCUUUUAUCCCUGUUUUUCCCUUUAUCCCUGUUUUUUUCCACCUUUUGGAGUCUGCUGUGCUUCUUUCCCGAGCCAAUAAGGACAAACAGGGUUUGGUGGAUACGGAAAAGUGGGAAAAAGAAAUCCCGGGAUCAGCCAGAGAUUUACAAUUCCCCUUUGCCAAGGAAAACAGCGGGAAGGAAUCAUCCGCUGGCAAAUCCGUGGCUGAGAAACAAAGCCUGGAUUCAUUGUGUCCCUCCAUGGACGGCAGGGAACAAUUGGGAUGAGUCACUUCCAAAGGGCGGGAAUGGCCUUGGAGCCUCCCGGCGGCCCCAGGGAGGGACAGGGAGGUCACUGGAGAGGUUUGGAGGUCUCCGUGCUGGAAUGCCGGGAAGAGCUCAUCCCUCUCCUCACCCCAGGGACCGGGAGAAAUCGGAGUCAGGCGCCUCCAAAUCAUUCCCGUUUUUUUUUUAGGAAUUACGCAAUCCGAGGGAAAACAAACAGAACAAUAACACAAAGGCAGGUUGGAUCUCAUUUCUGUUUUCCAGUUGUCUGGGUAAUCAGGGGUUGUGGGAUUCCAUGAUUUCCUUUGCAAGGAUAAAACCCUAAAAAUGCUCCCGUUCCCAUAGGAUAACGGAAAUUCCCUUCAAUUCCAGCACCGGUUUUUUAAGGAAUAACAGAAAUCCCAAAUUUUGUGGGCGAUGGAGAUACCUGGAAUUAUCUCCCUCGUGGUCUGAGCUCUGGAAAUCCUGGAGAAGUUGAAGACUUUAAUUAAUUAUUAGCUAAUAAUUUAUUAUUAAUUAAUCUUAAUUAAUUUAUUAAUAAUUAAUCCUUAACAAUUAAUUUAUUAUUAAUUAAUUUUAAAGUUCUCAACUCGAUCCUACAAAAAUUAACUUGGAGAGGAUCAUUCCCUCUUUCCUACCUCUCCCAUCUCCCUCCCAACCAGGAACUGACUCAGGAAAUGGUCCCAAAUAUUUAAUUCUUGGAAAUUCCAGCCUUUCCACAGAACUGGAUGGGAGGGAAUUGGACAAGGAAAAAAAGCUGGAAAAAAGACAGGGAAGAGAGCUGGAAUGUCUGGGAGAAGGGAGAUUCUGUGUGGGAUGAAAUUGGAAUUCCCAGGGCUUGUUGAACCCAUCCGUAACCAAAAAAAGAGUCAGGAAUAACUCCCAGCCAAGCAGGAAACCUGAAAGGAAAAUUUGGGAUAAAGUAGAAAGGAAAGAGCUGUGGAUGCAUCCCAGAUUUUAUUCCAGCAGCAGCUGAGGUCGGGUUGGGCCUUGACCUUCCCUCGAGGUUGGAAUUUUUCCACGAUCCUUCAUCUUCCCAAGUCAGAGGAUCAGGGAAUCCUGGAAUGGCUCAGGGAAGGGACUUUAAAGCUCAUCCCAUUCCCGCUAUUCCAGGAUGCUCCAAGUCCAUUCCAACCUGGCCUUGGACACUUCCAGGGAUGGGGAGCCACAAGUUGACGGAGAACCAAAUCCCAGAUUCCGGAGGUUCAGGGCUUGGCUGAUGAAGAAAAUUCCCCGCCCUCUCCUCUCACCGUUGGGAAAAUUCCCCUUGGAAAACUUCUGGACUCAGUGGAAAAAAUCAAAACCUUCGUGUCCAAGUCCUGCCUGCGCCAAGGAGAAGCCAAGGCUGGAGAGGGUCUGGAGCAGGAAUUCCACUCCUGGUGUGCCAGUGGGUGGACGAGACAUUCCAGGCUGGCUCAUUCCAGGAGUUCUGCUUCCCAUUAAAGUGCCGGAGAGCAGCUGGAGCUCUGGAGUCCAUUAAAUGCCACUUUUCGGGAAUGGGCUUGGAUUUCAGCUGUUUAUUUUUAUACCCAGGGAGCUGAGCAAUGGAUGCUGAAAAAAAGGGAAUAAAAGCCAGGAGAGAAAAAAAAUAUGGAUGAUGGGAUGCAGGAUGGAAAAAACCCCUUUGGAAUAUCAAACAUGGAUUCUCUGCUCUGACAUCCCGAUGGUGGAAAAGCCCUUUUAGAAAUAUCGGCAUCAUCAGCACCCGGAGGUAAUGGAGGAACAUCCAGAAUUCCAGGAUUGGAAUAGCCAGAAUUUGUACGGGGAAAUCCGGUUUUUGAUUUCCCUGGAAUGGAUUGCCUGGGAACAGGGAUGGGGAUCCUUCUUCCAAAGGCGCCACCGGGGAGAGCUCAAAACUGGGAGGAAUGGGAUGGAAUGAGCAAAAACGGUUCCAAUUCCGUAAUUUGGGAAGGAAUUCUUGGCUGUGAGGUGGGCGAGGGGCUGGGAUGGAUUCCCAGAGAAGUUAUGGAAGUCUCAUCCCUAGAAGUGUCCAAGGCCAGGUUGGACAUUGGGAGUGGGAUAAACCUGGGAUAGUGGGAGGUGUCCCUGCCCAUGGAUGGGGUGGAAUGGGAUGAGAUUUAAGGUCAUUUCCAAACUAAAACAUUCCAGCAUUCUGGAGCCCCUCUGCUCUGGAGCCAGGCUGGGAGAGCCGGGAAUGUUCCCCUGGAGAAGGGAAAAAUCCAGGGAAUGCUCAGAGUCCCUGCAGGGGCUCCAGGAGAGCUGCAGAGGGACUGGGGACAAGGGAUGGAGGGACAGGACACAGGGAAUGGCUCCCACUGGGAAAGGGGAGAUUGGGCUGGGAUCUUGUGCAGGAAUUGCUGCCUGGGAGGGUGGGGAGGGGCUGGGCUGGAAUUCCCAGCUUUGCUGUGGCUGCCCCUGGAUCCCUGGCAGUGCCCAAGGCCAGGUUGGAUAUUGGGGCUUGGAGCCGCUUCCUUCAUCGGCUCCACGCAGCUCCCGACACAUUCCCAAACCAAUCCCUUGGAUCAGGUGGUUCUCUGGUGGACCAAAUCCAGCCUUUCUGUGCUCCAAGGAUCCCACCAGCAGCGGGAACUGGGACAGCUCCGCUUCUCCGCACCCCGCAGAGCCGGAGCAAAAGCCGGCAGCCGCUUUUCCAAUCAGGGUUUGUGCGAAAUCCAUGGAUUAACAUCAAAGGAUCUCUCCUGGCCAGAUUGCUCCAAGGCUUUUCCAGCCUGGCCUCCUGAACCCCUGGAAGCCCGGAUCCAUCAGCUGACGGUGACAUCACAACCCCGAGCCGUCAGGACAUUCCUGACUCCCAAAAAUAUUCCUUCUCCAGAGGCCGGGAAGCAGCAGCAGCCCAUCCAUCCUGUCAGCACGGCUAUUCCCAGGUUUUUUUCUGGCUCUGGGAACACGGGGAGGGUGGGAAGGGUGAGGGAAGAGGGGGCUGGUGGCACAUCUGGAUGCACUCGGGGCCGGGGUGGUGGCAGCUGUUCCCUCAUCCCGGUCGCUCCGGGUCUGGAAUCGAUUUUCCAAGCGGUUUUUCCUUGCCCAAAUCGAAGCCCAAAGUCUGCUUGGCUCCUUCUCUCCCGCUUUUCCAGCUCGGGGAUUUUAUUCCUCGGCCUCGGGAGGCUUAAAAAUAGAAGUGGUGGAAAAGGAGACUGAGCCGCUCUUCCAGAGGGAGGGAAAGGAGGGAAUUCUGUCCCCCUUGGAGCUGGGAAGGGGAGAAGUUCUGGCAGGAGGUAACCCUGAGCCGGGUUAUUCCCAAAGGGAUUGAAAAUCCUCCUCUCCCAUUCCUGGUUUUAGCUGGAAGCCACUUAAAAGUGAGGUUGAAUUCCGGGAGUGAGAUAAAAUCCAGGAUUUUUCCUUGGAAAAACGGGGGCCUGCUGAUGGAGCCCUGUGCCCCGGGGGAAAAUCCGGGAUGGGAUUUGUUUAACUAGGUCAGGAAUUUGUCCAUGUAAAUCCCCUGGAAUUCCAGGGGGCUCCCUUGGUAUAAAAACCGGGAGAGGGGCACCCCAAAGCAGAUUUUUGGGAAGGCGGGGUAGGAUCCAGAGGCGGGAAAGGAUCUUUGUGUUCGGAUUCUGCUGGAAUGUGCAGCUUUGUGGGACAAGAGCGGAUUUAUGGGAUUGUAACCAGUGAGGGACAGGGAAACUGGGAAUGGCUUCCCACUGCUGGAGGGCAGAGCUGGGUGGGAUAUGGGGAAGGAUUUUUGGGACGUUUGGCCCAAAAAAGCACCAAACUCCAGGGGCUUCACGGAUCUGCCACAUCCACAGGUCAGAUUCCCGCUGGGAAUUCAUUCCACGGUUCCUUCUCCAGCCCCUGGAGCGGGAUUCACCCCGAUGGGGUUGGGAAGAGUCACCUGGAGCUCAUCAGAUCCGGAGCAUCUGGAUUUUGGGAGCAGGAGCUGCUCUGUGGUGGCAUUUGCACCUCUGGGGAGGUUCUUUCUUCCCAAAAAAAACCCAAAAAACAGGAUCAUGGAAUGGGUUGGGAUGGGAAGGACUUAAAAGCUCAUCCAAGGGCAUCUUCCGCUAUUCCAGCUUUUAUUUUUAGCAGCUGUUGGGCUCCAUUUGUUCCUGCCAGACUUUGGGAUUUAAAAAUCCAGGACCUCUUUCUAUCCCUGCUCCUCUCUGGAAUUCCAAUUUCUUUUUAAUUUUUUUUUUUUUUUUUUUUUUUUUUUUUUUUUUUUUUUGCUAACCCCUCAUCUUUCCCAACAACCUUUUCCUGCUUUUUCGCCCCCAAUCCAGCUCCACUUUUUCCUCAGGAGGAUUUUCCCCGUCCCUGCUCCGCUUUAUGGGAUUUCCAUGCCCUGACGCGACCCCUGUUAAUUCCCAAAUAAAAAAUCCGGCUGAAGACAAAAAACUCCUCUGGUUUUUCCAUUUUUUUUUUUUCCCCCCCUUUUCCAAUCCUUCUGUUUCUGGGCUCAUAAUUUUUUACAAGCUCGGUGAUUCCGAGCGAUUUCAUUUCCCAGCUCCCCUCAUUAUUUCCAUGUUGGGAAUUUUAUUGGUGGGGACGGUAAACAAAUAACAUUUGUUUUCCCUAAAAUCCGCAUUCCCCACCCCUCCUUGUUUUCCUGGUUAUUCCCAGUCUGGCUUCUGUUUGUCUCGUAUCCUGUGGCCGCAUGGAAGGGAUGGAGAUGCCGGAAUAUUUUGGAUCCCUGUUUUCUUGGAGAAGGUUUGGGUUUGGAAUGAGGGCUGGAAAAAGGGGGAAAAAUGUUUUUGGGGGAUACAUGGUUGAUCAUUCCCAGAGAAUCUGUGGAUGUCUCAUCCCUGGAAGUGUCCAAGGCCAGGUUGGAGGGGUUUGGAGAAGCCUGGGAUACGGGAGGUGUCCCAGCCCAUGGAUUGGGUGGAAUUGUUGGGAUUUAAGGUCCCUUCCCAACCCAAAGCACUCCAUGAUUUUAUGAGGGAUACGGAAAAUUCUCCCACAGCAGCUGAACUCCCAAAAGGAAACAGCACAUCCAGGGAAUCCCAGAAUUCCCACACCAAGACGGA